This is a messenger RNA of Aquila chrysaetos chrysaetos, 6566 nucleotides long. RefSeq names its product transmembrane protein 171 (gene TMEM171). The coding region runs from base 5471 to 6469 and encodes 332 amino acids. The transcript is spliced from 4 exons. The record is from RefSeq and is a predicted model, not a curated record. Lineage: Eukaryota; Metazoa; Chordata; Aves; Accipitriformes; Accipitridae.
GGGGACGCCUCCGGCGGGCAGGCUCUCUGUCGGGAGGCGGGCGCUGCUGGAGGGCGGCUCGUCCUCCGGCUGCCCGCAGUGAGGGGGCCGCGGAGGGCGGGUGGGUUUGUGCCGUGUCUUGCAGCGGCAGCCGGCGGCUCGGCCGCUGUCGUUGCCGUGUUUUUUACUCCCCUCAAGGGUAGAGGCUGGGGCUGUGCCCCUGCGUGUCGCUUACCGAGGGCGUGAAUGUCCUGGGGUAAGAAGAGCCUCUUUAUCUCCUCCCUGUGGAGCCCACCGCUCCCCACACUGCUUCCCUGCAGUGACCUUUACGCCAUCCCUGUGAGAGGACGGGAUGUCUCUGAAGGGGCCUCUGCAAGUUAUUCUGCUGACAUGCAAUGCUCCGGUUGCUGCUGGUGGCACACGGCUGGGAAGGCACUGGCGAGGAGGCUCUCACUAGGGUGAUGGGCUGGCCCUGUGCGAGCCAGGUGCUGCUCCUUCGCAGGGAGGUGAUGGACAGGCUGCCCUGCCCCAGUCCUCGCUCCAGCAUGAUGCAUGUUCAGGGCAUGGUCCAUUUCUGUUGAAAACUGGGCUGGUGCAUGAGGAGGAGUAUGCCAUGGGAUGCAGCUUUUCCCAGAUGGAGUAGAGCUUAAUUGCUUGUCCAUGAGUUGGCUGUGGUUUAAUGCCCCAGGCCAACAUCAAGAAACUGGGGCAGGAAGGCUUUGGGCAGCUUUUGGAGUCCUACAUCUUCCUGGUGGUCACUGUCGUAUCCUCUCCUCUCAAAGAUCUGUAUGUCUCUGCAUGUGUCUUUUGCUGCUUUGGGGUACUCAGCCCCAUGGGGCAGACCUUCCCAGAAUUUGCCAGAAAUUGCUUUGUCUUGUGUUAUUUGUCUGAACAAAGUCAGCUCUGGCUUUAACUGUGUCCAUCUACCUUCCCCCCAGUCUCCUUGCAGGUACUCCAGAAAAUAGGAGUUGCUUUGUCCCGGCUCUUGCGUGCCACCAGUGCGUCAUGUAAAAAGCAUCCCACCCACAUACAUGGGACCCUUCAGAGCCCGUUGUUUAAUCUAGGUGCUGUCCUAGUUGCCUGCAUGGCAUCCAACCAAUAGGUUACCAAACUUUGCUUUGCAAGCUCCUCUCUGUGUCUAGACGUCCUUUUGGGGUCCUUGCAUCCAACCAUGGCAUUGGGACUCUUCCCUGCCAAAGUAAGGGGGGAACGUUUGUGGACCAGCUUUUACUCCAGCUGGUUUUCUCCUGUAGCCCACAGGGAUAGUAGUUGACAGCUUCUUCACGGAGCGCAGUUCUGUCUGGUACAGGUCAGAAUCCCUGACUCUGCCAGUUUGUGGUGAGAAGGAUCCCUGGCACACGUGUCUGGAGGCUGGCAGGAUUCAUGCCAUUUUCUGGAAAUUCGUACUGCAGCUGCUUUCCAGCACUUCUCCAGACAUUGACUUCUGCCCCACGUGCAAUGGUCAUAAAUAACAACAUAGCGUUACCCCUCUUACACUGUGAGAUGAGCACCAUCAGGGACUAAUUAGAGACUGCAUACAUGAGAUCAAAUUGGAUAUAUUUGACAUCUCAAAACUUGUAAUCUUAAUGUUGCUUGAAAGUGGAAAACUGAAUGUACAUCCUGUGGGGCCUUUCCCCCAAGGUCUUCAUAUAAGUGAUUAAAAACACCAUGAGGAGGGAAGAGCGUGGGGAUGAAGAUGGCAAACUCCAAUUUACUUUAACCAGCUGUGCUCAUGUAUGGGUGUUUCUGCUGAAUGUCAAGAGUGUAAUCCAGUGGUGAAACUGUGAUAUGAUAAAGAACAGAAAAUGGCACAGGUACAGAGGCAGAUGUGAAUGGAGGAGGAAAUUAGAUACAGAGAGUGAGAGGAAGUGGAAAGCCAUUCAUAUUUUGACAUGGAAGUUAAACUGAAUGAAGUUGAGAGGACUUUUCCUUCCAGGUAGCUUGUCCUAUCAGGAGUCAUGGUUUAAUUUGAAACUAGGGAAGAAAAAAAAAUAAUUAAAAAUUAAAAAAAAAAAAAUUAAAAAUCACACAAUGGCAGUGGCAACUUCCCAGUAGCAGUUAAAAAACUGGAAGUAUGGGUGAAAACACUUAAAUGGAAAACUCUUGAAAAGGAUGGCUUGUGACUUCUAAUUGGGUUUCCAUUGUGGACUACAACUGACAGGGUAUCGUAGUUCUUGAAAUAACAAUACAGACUAGACCUGAUCCUUCUGCAUGAAAUGAUUGGGUGCUUUUGCAAGUGAAAGAGCAGGAACAGGGCCUACUCUGGGAAACAUAAAACAGAGGGACAGCAGUGUUUUAAUUCUUCCAAUGCUUCUCUCUUUUAAUCCUCAGUUCCUGUAUUCAUAUGACUGCAUGGGGCUAUCAAAUUUCAUAUGAGUAAGGGGGAGUAAAAUUAUAGCCCUGGUGUUUGCAGUGGAAAUCUUGGACAAUAUGGACUCUGAAGGUUCAAACAGAAAGCAAGAAGUCCCAGUUUCAUCAUUAAAACUUGUAUUUUAAAAUCUUUGGAGUUGUCCAUAAUGUGAAAGUUGCAAAAGAAGCGUUACACAGAAAAAUUACAAGAAACUGUGAUGUUACUUCCUGUUCUAUAUACAUGGCAUGAGCCAGACUUAUAAAAGGGUAAAGCACUAUAUCAAGUUAAGCUUAUAACCAGACUUCCUUUACAAGCUAUGUUUCCAGCUCCCUCUUCCCUCACGCUUAACUGCCUCCACACUACCGGAUUUUGUUCUAGCAGUUUCUGACCUGGUAUUUCCAUGUCUGCUCUCAGACUUGGGUUCAAUAUGAAGGGAAAAUUCCUUUAUGUCAAGAUGCCUGUGGAGAUAUCAGAUGGAAAUAUUUCACUCACAUAGCCAAUAUAAGGCUUGCUUCUUUCUUAAAAUAGUUUUUCUUGAAAUACAAGAAAUAAAGCUUAAUCUUGCACUGGGUUUUCUAUUAAAAUUUGGUGGUAGCGUAAAUGAAAAUUAGUCCUCCCUUGGAUUUUGCAGCAUAAAAUCUGUGGCUUUCAUCUUCAAAGCCACAACAGACUGUUCUGAAUGUUCUUUCUUUUGUGGCCUGAAGGAAUUAAGAAAAUAUGCACAUGCUUCAUUUCUAAUGUGUGUUUUAACUUAAUCUCAUAACAAGAAGAAUGGUGGAAAAGAAGCAGGCGCUGUGUUGGAGUAAUGAGAACAAAUCUCUAGAUUUUUCUUUUUAAGGGCUAAGUGUUUGAAUUUUUUUUCCCUUGCAUUAUUUCCUUUUGUCCUAAUUUACUUGUACUUAUUUCCAUGUUUUCUUCCCUAGAAGGAACUGCGAAGAAAGGAUUCAGAGUUCUCUCUAAUUAUAGUGUAUUGCUGUUACAAUGGUUAAUGUGCCUCAGCAGAAAAAUAUCUCAAGACAGUUGUGUCUGAAACGGGGCUUUUCUGGUUGGUUGGGGUUUUUUUCUAUUUCAGAGGCCCUUUUCUCAGUUUUGUGCAUUUAUUGGUAGGUCAGUAAAUCUGAGUCACCUCAGAUCAAUUAUGAAAAUGGGAAACAUUUCUAAACAUGAAGGAGCGUAUGCAGUUACGAGAAACAAUUUUAUUAACUUAGGAAAGACCAGCGAAAUCAAGGAAGGAGUGAUCAACCUAAUCCAUUUUCUCUGCUCAGAAGCAGAGCCCCAAAACUGACUCCCGCUCAUGCAGGAUUAAAAGUGUGCCUGGCUAAAGGUCUUCAGUUUGAAAUCUAUCAGAAUUUCUUUAACUUCUUUUUCGUGACAUACUGUCCUAUCUUUAGUGCUCUCUAUAACCAUUUUUUCUUUUUUUCCAGAGUGAAGCUGUGACUCUUCUGCCAAGGGACCCUCAGUUAGCAGUUUUUCAAAGCAGUCUUAGUUGAGGGAUAGACUGAAUUCAGAACAGUGAAGAAACACUUAGCAGACAUAGUUUACAAAUUAACUGACCACAGUAAUGGGAUGCAUUAAGGAGGGUCCCCCUCAGUUUUGCUAUUCAAGAUAGCGAGCUGGGAGACUUUGUUGCUUCCUGCAGUGGCUUUCUUGCUGUGUGGUGCAGCCUGUUUCCUUGCCCAUCAAGUCUCACGCUUAUUGGGCCUUCUACCUGCAUGCUGCUCUCUGCCUUCUUCUGUGCUGCUGGGGGUCUGGUUUGAUGUUCAGCAGUAAAGCAUUUAAUAACUUCAUCAUUCGUGUAUCUGCUCAGCUGAUUCUUUAAUCGGGUCCUAGUCUUACAAGUGGCUAAGUGAUGUGACUUGAUAGAUUGCCUUGCAUCGCAGACAGAUAACUAUGUAUUUGAGUGACUAGUGGGUUUUAUGGUUGUGUUUUGUUUUCAUCCCAGUGGGGCACUGCAGUUACUGGGGAGUGACGUGAAGCUUGUUGUGGCUGACACAUGUUCAACAGUUUGCUUCCAGAAAUCACAUAAUACUUUGUUUUUCUUGUGGAAUAAGUUUUUAAGGCAUAUGUAAGGAGGUGUCAAUCUAACUUGACUUUUAGCUCCCAGUCAUCUGAAUUAGUAGCAGGGCAGUGGAAACUGGUAGAGGAAAGGCUGAAGGUUAACUAACAAACAGUAGUAACAAGCCCAUUCCCUGCUUCCAUCUGUGACAAACUCCUCUAGUCCCUAUAUAUCCUUCCUGAUAAAUCCAAGCUGUAGAAGAAGUUGUCUGUCAUGGGAGACUGCUGGUGAGGGGAAGAGAGCAGUGUUAAAACACUGCAAUAUGAGCAUGCUGAAGUACUUCCUACACUUGGUGGGGGACAGCUUUCUCAUGAUCAGUCUAGACUUACUAUUUUCCAUAGUCUGAAAUUCCCCUGGGUUUCAGGUUGGCUUUUGAUGGAUAGUAGCCACUUGGACUGAAAUCUCUGUGGUUGCUAGUCACCGUGGUAUGGAGUACAGGUGUCAAUCUGAGCCCUGUAGGCCAGAGUGUCAGAGCAGCACAAACUUCCUUGUGGGUAAUGGUAGAAUUUUUUUUUUUUUUCCUAGAGCUCACUGAGUGGUACUCCCCACCCCAGUUUGUCCACAUCCAGCAGAUUUGUCAUCCAUACUACCAUAUGGACUGUUAUUGGCCUCAGCACUACCUUCUGUUUUACUUCUGAAUCUAGACUCCUGUGGGCUCAGAAGCCUUCUGGGAGACAUGUUUUAUAUUUCUUUUUAAAGCUUUCUUGGAGCACAGACAAAGGAUUCAGGAGUAGGGGAGGCUGAAAGGAAGUGUGGGAGCAGUCUGCUUACCAACUCUAACUAUGGAAUCAGUGAGAUUUGAAGUACACAGUCUUUAGUAUGGCUUUUUUCUUUUUUUUUUUUUUUUUUUUUUUCUUUUCAGAACGGAACGAAAAAUCUUCUGUGUACUUGCUCUUGCAGCAGUAUAGGACAGGAAGCUGAUUUAAGGAGAGAAACAGAAAAGUCUUUAUUGCUUGUGGAAGGAGAAGCAAGAUUUAUAUACUUCGAAAAGAUCUACUGUAGUUUUCUGCCACUUAAUGCUAACAGGAAAAAAAAAAAAAAACAACCAAAAAAACAACUCAUCUGCUUGAGGAGAUUCUGUUGUAAUGUAUCCAGUGGCUGUUCCUGCACCAGGAGGUGAAGGAAAUAAUGGACAACAUGGGAAACUUAUUUUUUUCCUUUUUGUUUUUGGAGCUGUGUUGCUCUGCGCUGGAUUCCUGCUUUCAGUCUUUAUUCUCCAGUCGUGCCCAUCUGGAACCUUCAGUGACUGUAAUGAGGUCCUCAAGGCUGCGGGGCCCAUACUUGCUGUAACUGGACUGGUUUGUGUUUUACUGGCACGAUCAAGGGCUAGGCUGUAUAUAAGACAAAGACAAUUGCAAAAUGAGCAGGUGUACAGCCUUAUUUUUUGUCGCGGUAGCUGUCAGUUUGCCCAGUUUCUUAUAUUUGGAUUCCUGUUUUUAACUAGUGGAAUGCUAAUUAGCAUCCUGGGCAUUUGGGUUCCUGGCUGCAGCCCCAGCUGGCACAGCAUACAGCUCAACCACACCGGCAGUUCUGAUGUGGACCUCCAGGGCUGUGGAUUCCUGUCACUUCAAAUCAUGGGACCUUUGAUUGUGCUCACUGGGUUGUGUUUCUUCGUGAUAGCUCAUGUUAAAAAGAAACAAAACUUAAAUCUCAACCAAGAAUCUUGCGAAAGUGAAGAACAUCCUGAGACCCCUGACUCUUUUCAGGUUACAGUAGGUGAUGCUGUAAUGGUAUUCCCACCUCCACCACCUCCUUAUUUUGCAGACGCUGUGUCACCAACUGUGACACAUUGUCUUAUGUCAAGUGUUUUGCCUACAAGUGAAAACCCUCCACCAUACCACUCUAUCUUCAGUGAUGGAGCACAGCUUGCAGAUGAUGGAAGAACAGUUGCUGUUAGAGACUAUGAAACCAUAUAUACAAUUUCUGGAAGCAGCUCACCGUCAGAUAUUUUACCGAUGCUAUACCUCUCCUCUGAAUCGCCUCCACAAUAUGAAGAAAAAGCAUCAAUAACAAACAAUGAAUAUUCUCCAUCUUCUUCAUCUUCUUCAUCUAUUUCCUUAGCCACAUCUGAUACCAGCUCAUAGAGGACUGUCAGUUAGACUUCAUUUUUAAAUUAAGUUGUACACCUAGAUUUACAAUUUUUGAAUUUAUUUACAUUUUGUAAUAAAAGCAAUAACGUUG